Aedes albopictus (Asian tiger mosquito) is the source of this 1430-nucleotide messenger RNA. RefSeq names its product histone deacetylase 11 (gene HDAC11). The transcript has 2 exons. NCBI's taxonomy places the organism in Eukaryota, Metazoa, Arthropoda, Insecta, Diptera, Culicidae. The record is from RefSeq and is a predicted model, not a curated record. Gene Ontology annotation, cellular component: histone deacetylase complex. Bases 121 to 1224 code for a protein of 367 amino acids. Gene Ontology annotation, molecular function: histone deacetylase activity.
CUUUUGACACGCAUAAGGUGCUUUGGAAUCUCGGUAAUCUCAGCUUUGAAACCAUCCGUGAAAGAUUGUAUUUUAUUAGUUCCUGAAACCCCAAGCUGGGGGGCUAAGCCCGAGCAAAAUAUGUGUUUAAAACUAAGUUGCUCAUCAAACGUGAGUUCCACCGACGACCAAGAGGAUGAAAUGAAGCGCGAAAAGGCGAAAACGUCGUCGCCAGCAGAAGAAGCUGGGCUGGACGACAACGAUCUACGCAGUGGCGGCGAUAAGCUUCCGAUAGUGUACCGGCCGGAAUAUGGGGUGGAGUUUUGCGGUCUUCAGCGGUUACACCCGUUCGAUGCUGCCAAGGGCGGUAACAUUUACAGACUGCUGAAGGCCGGUAAUUUGAUUGGGAGUGAUAGCGAAGUUCACCGGCCCCGGGAGAUUAGCGUUGAUGAGCUGCUGGACGUUCACACCAAGCGGUAUAUUGAGAGUUUGAAGUGGAGCGUUAACGUGGCUAAGAUAGCGGAGAUUCCACCGUUGAUAUUCGUGCCAAAUUACUUCGUUCAGCGUAGCUAUCUGCGUCCGAUGAGGUAUCAAACGUUUGGAUCGAUCCUGGCGGCCAAGUGUGCUUUGUCGGGUUCAGCCGGGACGGGAUGGGCCAUCAAUCUGGGUGGAGGGUUCCAUCACUGCAGUGCAGACAAUGGGGGCGGAUUCUGUCCCUAUGCGGACAUUACGCUGAUCGUGCGGAUGUUGCAAUCCAGUGGAAGGGGAAUCGAUCGAAUCAUGAUCGUGGAUUUGGACGCCCACCAGGGAAAUGGAUACGCGAGAGAUCUGAUGGACGACAGUGGGGUGUUCAUAAUGGAUAUGUACAACUAUCGGAUCUAUCCGAGGGAUCACGAAGCCAAGCUGGCGAUCAAGAGGGCAGUGGAGUUGAAGCCCCACGUAGGAGAUGAAGAGUACUUGCGGAAGCUAAGAAGUAAUCUGGCGCUGUCGUUUGACGAGUUCCGGCCGAACUUCCUGAUCUACAAUGCCGGCACCGAUGUACUCAAGGGUGACCCGCUUGGGAUUCUGGACAUCACUGGUCCAGGGGUGAUUGAGAGGGAUGAGAUUGUGUUCGAGAUGGCACGAGAUCGAGGAGUUCCCUUGGUAAUGCUCCUCAGCGGGGGUUACCUUCGGAGCUCGGCCCGGGUCAUAGCGGACUCGAUUCUCAAUUUGCACGCCAAGAAGUUGCUGCCGGUGGCAAAGUAAUGACCUGGGUGGAUGAACGACGAACUAAUCUAGUCUGAACGGAACGAAAUGUGAUGCACGCUGUCUUUUGGAAAUUGGAAAGCAGUAUUAUAUAUAAGAUUUAGCUUUAAAUGUGCUUUAAACAUUCCAGAUUUGUAUCUUCUAAUGUACCGAUGCAAUCGUUGUACCUAUCUAUUACCUUCCAAUAAACCUGUUUCAAAGAUUUA